This is a messenger RNA of Mesitornis unicolor (brown roatelo), 1560 nucleotides long. RefSeq names its product sarcolemmal membrane-associated protein-like. The record is from RefSeq and is a predicted model, not a curated record. NCBI's taxonomy places the organism in Eukaryota, Metazoa, Chordata, Aves, Mesitornithiformes, Mesitornithidae. The transcript has 11 exons. Gene Ontology annotation, biological process: regulation of voltage-gated sodium channel activity; protein localization to plasma membrane; regulation of membrane depolarization during cardiac muscle cell action potential. Bases 106 to 1278 code for a protein of 390 amino acids.
GAGCAGGAGAGCUGUGUUUCCAUGUAUGACCAGAUAUGGUAAAGUGAGUUGGAUACAGAUAUUGCUCAGCUUAGCACUUCUGGAUUGGCCACUAACGUAAACGACAUGGAGAAUCAAGCAAGAGUCAAAGAAUCUGAUUUGUCAGACACUCUUAGUCCAAGCAAGGAAAAAAGCAGUGACGACACUACUGAUGCCCAAAUGGAUGACCAAGAUCUAAACGAACCUAUUGCUAAAGUAGCUCUUCUCAAAGAUGAAUUGCAGGGUGCACAGUCAGAGACUGAGACUAAGCAAGAAAUUCAGCAGCUGCACAAGGAGCUGAUUGAAGCCCAAGAGCUAGCUAGGACAAGUAAACAAAAAUGCUUUGAACUUCAAGCGCUAUUGGAAGAAGAGAGAAAAGCAUAUCGAGUGCAAGUUGAAGAAUCCAACAAGCAAAUAAAUGUGCUGCAAGCUCAGUUGCGAAGAUUACAAGAAGAGAUUGAGAAUCUUCGUGAGGAAAAGGAAAGUGAGGUUUCGAGCACUCGAAAUGAACUAGUCAGUGCUCAGAAUGAGAUUCUGUCACUUCAGAAAGUAGCAGAAAAGACAGCAUCAGAACGGGAUACGGAUAUUUCUGCAUUGCAAAGUGAGCUGCAGUCAGUGCGAGCGGAACUUGAACGGUGGCGGAAAGAUGCCUCAGAUUAUGAAAAGGAAAUUGUCAGUCUGCAAGCCAGUUUUCAGCUCAGAUGUCAGCAGUGUGAGGAUCAGCAGAAGGAAGAGGCUACUCGCUUAAAAGGCGAACUUGAAAAGCUGAAGGCAGAAUGGAGUGCUCUGGAAGCUGAAUGUGUUACACUAAGGAAGGAAAAUACUUUGCUUACAUCUGAGCUUCAGCGACAAGAAAAGGAGCUUUCUAGCUCUCAGAAACAGAGUUUAGCGCUAACCAGCGAUAUAAGUGUUCUUGAAGUGUCUCGAAAGGAACUUGAAAAUCAGAUGAGAUCUUUGAGAGAAAAACAUCAACGGGAUGCAGCUAGUCUAAAAAGCCAACUCAGUGAAGCUGAGAGUCAAGCAAAAGAUGUUCAGAAAGAGUAUGAAAGAACACAGACUGUGCUCUCAGAGCUGAAGGCGAAGUAUGAGGUGGCUGAACAAGAAAAUCAGUCACUCACAGAAGAACUCAAACAGUGUAAAGAAAACCUGAAGCUGCUACAAGAAAAAGGAAACAACCCUUCCAUAUUACAACCCGUCCCAGCCGUAUUCAUCGGCCUAAUCCUGGCUUUCCUGUAUUGGUGUUACGGCCCAUUGUGGUAGCGAAAGAGACAAUGGCCUUGGAUGCCUGUGAUGGCAGCUUUGGUUGCUGUAACAGCCGUGGUGCUGUACCCAGGCCUAACCAGAGCUUCUCCAUGAGAACUGUUGUUGAAUCCAUACACCGUCCUCCUUUUAGAAGCUGGCAACAUUCAUAUACUGAGGGAAAACAGAUUAAUUCUCUUCCUUUUUACCUCUUAAUACAGCACAGCUCUUCGUGAGAACAGCAGUAGGGUUAUUUGCUUUAAACUGUAUAAAAUGUAUCUGUCUAUAAAGAGGGAAUAAAAU